ACACAUCACUGUAAUUAAAGUACUUAAUGAUCUUAACCCAGUACUGCUUUUUGGUUUCCCGAUGCGAAAGCCCUCUCCCCCGGGUUGUAUUCAUAAUGCAGCACAAGAAUCAAGAUGAUGGAUGGGAUGCUGUCAUUGUCGUGGAAGAAUCACAGUUCAACUUUUUGUCAUACCAUAGCAGCGUUAAGAGACAAAGAAAGAUACACAGAUGCCACAGUAGCAUGUGAUGGAAAGUUUUACCCAGUGCACAAGUUAGUGUUGUCAACAUGUAGUGAAUACUUUGAGGAAAUGUUUGAGCACACACCAUGUAAACACCCAGUCAUAGUAUUGAGAGAUGUGCAGUGUGAUGAACUCGAAGCCAUUUUGAACUACAUGUAUGCUGGUGUGGUUAGUGUGGCACAAUCUGAUCUGUCACGGCUGAUUAAAGUGGCAGAGCUUUUAAAGAUUAAAGGUUUAGCAGUGCCAGAUGAGCCCGCAGAAACGAAGACGUGCGAGGAACGAACUAGCUCUAGAAAUAAGAGAACUAGUCCCCCUGGUAGGAGCAAAACCCUUCCAGUAGCCACAGAUCAAGUGAAUAGUCCCAGUGCAAAGAGAAGGAAAACUCAGGAAUCAUUAACGCCAUUGCCAGCCUCCAGGGGGAGUGACGCUGAGUGGUUAAAGGAUUGCUCAAGGGGAGAACAGCAGAACGUGGAUCAGUCGUGUAUUGCUGAUGAAGAGAGAAUGAGAGAGAGUUCUCCCACUGAGGAUGCUUUGCACCCUGAGACACAAGAACUCCACAUCAAAGAUGAAAUCAUUGAAAUCAUAAGCUGCAGCGACUCAAAUCAAGACGACACAGGGCUGAACUUCGGGACUGUUACGGAAGAUAGUAAAGAACCAGAAACACUGGACGGCAACUGCCAGGACGAAGUGAGCUUGCUGAUUCCUAAGUAUGAAAGCUCUGGAUUGGACUCUCAAGGUGCCGGACCGCUGAUCAGCCAGCCUAUGUUCUCUGACGGACUUGGAGGCGCAAUGUCAGGCUCUUCUGAUAUGCAGGCAUGGUUUCCGGACCAAGAAGCAGCAAGUAGUGUAGUGAUGGACGGUGAAAACACAAAUACGGGUGACACAAACCUUCAGGUAGCAAAAAUGGCAGACAGUUUAGCAGACAUAGAGGAGAUUAACCUAAUUGAAGAGAUCAUCGAAAAUAUAGCGGCGCUGCAGCCUCCUCGAGCGGCCUUAACAGAGAGAAAUAAUGUGUUCUUGAGUCUCAAUGAUGAAGAAUUCGUCGCCAGGUUCAGAUUAUCGAAGGAGAGUGUGAAGUUCAUAUUGAACGAGAUUCAUUUUCCUGAAUUUCACGACGGCAGAGGUGCCUCCGUACCGUCACACAUAAGGCUUCUUAUAACCUUGAGAUGGAUGACUACUGGCGGAUUGCAGCUGGCCAUUGCAGACGAUUUCGAAGUCUCGCAGCAGUUUCUCAGCACCUGCGUCAAAGAAACGCUGCAGUCCAUAGCAAGCAAUUUCCACCGCUAUGUCCAGUUCCCCGACAGCCAGGCCAUACAAGCCGUCAGUCAGAAGUUCCAGGACAUCGCUGGCUUUCCCGGCGUGCUCGGGGCCAUCGACUGCACGCACAUCCCGAUCGAGAGUCCGGGCGGGGAGCGCGCCGAGGAAUUCAUAUGCAAGAAGGGGUUCUUCUCCCUCAACGUCCAGGGCGUCUGCGGGCCCAACCUGGAAUUCUACAACAUCGUUUGUCGCUGGCCCGGGUCCGUCCACAACAGCAGGAUCUUCGCCAACAGUGACCUGUGCAGGAAACUGGAACAGGGCCAGUACGUAGGGCAUUUGCUCGGGGAUUCGGCGUACCCUCUCCGCCCGUACCUCAUGACGCCCGUGACCAACCCCACGAGAGAGGCGGAAUUCAAGUACAACACGGCCCACGCCAAGACGAGUAACAUCGAGAUGGCGUUUAGCAUGUGGAAGAGAAGGUUCAGGGUCCUGUCUUCGCAACUCCGUACAAAACUGAAUACCUCCAUGAUGGCUAUUUGCAGUGCGGCUGUUUUGCAUAAUAUCGCGAUCAAGCACAAGGAUGCUCUUCCAGAGAGCGAGGACGUGGAUUGCGAGGUUGAUGUCCGUAAAGAUGACAAUGAAAGGGAAGGAAUUUGUAACUUGAGCACAACGGAAGGGCUGAGGAAGAGAGCAGCCAUCAUAAAUACUGUGUAUUCGUAAAAAAAUAUGUACUGUGUAGGGACACAUGUAUGCUUGUGUGCGAGAGGGAAUGGCGUAUAC
Molecule: messenger RNA, 2256 nt
Organism: Penaeus monodon (black tiger shrimp)
Lineage: Eukaryota; Metazoa; Arthropoda; Malacostraca; Decapoda; Penaeidae
Molecular function (GO): protein binding
Source: RefSeq, a predicted model, not a curated record